Fragaria vesca subsp. vesca is the source of this 387-nucleotide messenger RNA. RefSeq names its product putative ribonuclease H protein At1g65750-like. The record is from RefSeq and is a predicted model, not a curated record. Bases 1 to 387 code for a protein of 128 amino acids. Lineage: Eukaryota; Viridiplantae; Streptophyta; Magnoliopsida; Rosales; Rosaceae. The transcript is spliced from 2 exons.
AUGGGGAACAAGGCAAUUGAAAGAAGAUUCAAAUUCAAACUAGGAGUCGAAGAUGCUGAAGCUUGGGGCUUAUUUUUCGGUCUACAACUUGCUGUAAAUCUUAAUGUUCAAAAACUUGAAGUUGAGUCAGACUCUCCCAUCCUUGUUCAGCUUGUGCAAAUGAAUGAUUGUGGUCUUCAUCCUCUUGGUUCUCUGAUUUCUGGAUGUAUAAACUUCAUGGCCAGUUUCAACUCCACUAAGAUCAGUCAUAUUUUCAGAGAGGGAUACAUGACUGCUGAUGUUUUAGCCAAAGACAACAUUAAUCAUGAUCUGGGUUUACUCAUGCUCGACGAUCCUCUUAUCCAUGCUGCUCAAAUGUUUCUUGAUGAUAUUUCUGCUGUUUUCUAG